AUGGCUCCAGCAGGGAAGCGAAAGAGGAAUGAUAGAAAUUCCGUUGACCAGGGUGAGCCUCGACCUUCACCUCAUCGACCGGGAAAUACUUCUUUAGGUCAGCACGAAAGAGAUUCUGGUAUGCGCGAGGGCGGUAACAGAAGGAGUAGCAGGGGAGGCCAAGGUAAUCAGGGUGGAGGUGGAGGCGGAGGUAGAGGGCGCAGAAUUGACAGUCGCAAUUUGAAUAAUUCGAGCAGUGCGAGCAAUCCUAGUAACCUCUCGAUAGCUACCAGAGCCACCCCAACACCAGGACCUAUGUCACCACCUCCCAGACCUUCGAGCGCUACCCAAACUCCAGCGCAAACUCCAACUCCAAUGUCCACGAACGAUAUGGUCAGUCCCAGCUGGAACUCAGACCCUGCUCCCUUCGAUUACGUUUUCCUAACCGACGAUCAAAUGUAUUCAUGGAACACAACUGGCCGACAAGAGGUGAUAGAAAAGGGCAUUCAAGCUCGCCAGGAUGAAGACACCAUGGAUUUAGCCACGGUAUUUCAAGAAUUUAUUCGAGCUACUCUCGAUGGCCGCAUCGAUGCCGCGGAUGCGGGCAGUUGCAUCAAAGAAAUAUUGGGGCAAGAUACUUCCCCGGCGGAUAAUGUCCCAGGCACCCUGGAACCGCAAGCUCUGUUUCUUGAUUGUCUAUCCAUGAUGUUCGAGUUAGAAGAUCUGAAAUCACCGAAUGCGGCACUUCGCACAUUUGUUUUCUCCACAGGUAUAUCGCCAAUGGUUAUGCGACAGAAGUUGGACGCUACUCUUCUUUUGAACCUCGGGCUUACAAGAGAUACCUUUACACGCAUGGGAAUUCGACAAGCUACUCAUCUCCUUUAUCGACAGGCAAACUACAAUCUUUUGAGGGAGGAAACUGAAGGAUACUCGAAACUGGUUACUGAGCUUUUUACUACCAGUGGAAGUGAACCACCUUCUAGUGAGGUUGUCGAGGAGGCCUUUGAAAAGGUGAAAGGUCUCAUUGGAACAUUUGAUCUGGAUGUGGGAAGAGUGCUGGAUAUUACGUUGGAUGUGUUCGCGGCGGUACUAAUUAAGCAAUUCCGUUUCUUUAUUAAGCUUCUUCGGGCCAGUUCUUGGUGGCCGAGAAGCGGCGAAUUUGAUAAGAUACCUCGAUGCGGGGGUCUUCCACCAUGGGCUUUACCGAGCGCCCCCGGUUGGACCUCCACCGAUGAAGAGGAAGAAUUAUGCAAGAGGCAGCAACUAGAGCGCGACAAAUUGUUCUGGAAAAGGGCUCGUGAAGUCGGGGUUGAAGCCUUCUUUGAGCUUGGAGGUAGGCAGCCUGUGGAUGAAGACACGAAACAACGACUUAUCAAAGAGGAUGAUGCAAAACUCGAUGCAGAUUAUCAAUGGAUUAAAGCCACAGGAACGUAUCCACCUUGCGGAAAUCGAACGGCAGCUCAGUUGCUUGGGUUCAAAUUACGUUUUUACACUUCCGCGGCUCGAGAUAACGAGGAUGUACUACCUGCAAAUCUGAUAUACCUGACAGCAUUAUUGAUCAAGAUUGGAUUUAUCUCACUCAAAGAUCUCUACCCUCAUUUGUGGCCUCUGGAUGAGGAUAUGGAAGCUGUUCGUGAUGCUAAGAUGAAAGAGAUAGAGGAGAAGGAAAAGGCCAGUCGUGGAGGCACAAUGAAUGCAUUGAUGAUGGCCGGCGCUCUGGUAGAUGACACUCUACCAAAUGGGGGACGGACUCGCGAAACAACAACUACCAAGACUGAUGCUUCUGGGAAACAAACAGCAGAGCUUGACGACAAAGACAAACUGAAUGAACCUUCAGACCAGAAAGUACAACUUCUCACUUGCCUUCUGACAAUAGGAGCAAUUCCUGAAGCUCUGUUUAUACUCGGCCGCUUUCCUUGGCUACCGGAGGCUUAUCCUGAGCUUCUUGAUUUGAUACAUCGUAUCUUAAAUCACUCCAUCCAGCAUGUUUUUGAUAUGAGUCGACCAUCCACUUCAGCGGCACCCGACUGCCCGGCGAAGAAAGUCCUAGAUCCCGACCAAACUGGUAUGCCGAAAGGCUCAAUACGUUUGCUCGCUCUACCUCCUCGAAAACAACUGCGAUGGCCUUUUCCAGAUAAGUUUGACACGAACGAGAACAACGCGUACAGGUUCUACUGGGAUGAGUGGGCAGAUAAUGUACCUGUGUGUCAGACCGUAGAUGACGUAUUCACUCUCUGUGGAUCUUUGCUUAACUAUUCUGGUGUUAAUAUUGGUAGAGAUGCCACUUUACUGUCAAAGUUGGCUAGGAUUGGCACUCAAAGUCUUGCAGAAGAUCGCUCAACACAAAAUUUUGACCGAUGGCAAGACCUUCUCAAGCGCCUCCUUGUUCCAGCAUUGAGUUUGACCAAAGCAAACACAAGCGUGGUCAAUGAGGUGUACGGUAUGCUUCGCUUUUAUCCUCUAUCCAUCCGAUAUUCCAUCUAUGCAGAAUGGUUUGAGGGACAAAUUUCUCGCUUGCCACCAAUGAGAGCCGCAUUUGCCAAGACCAAAUCCGAGACUAUCAGCACUAUGAAGAGGAUCAGUAUGACUAAUCUCACUGUUAUGGCACGUAAUCUAGCGAAGAUUGCGUAUGCAUCGCCAGGCAUAGUUUUUAGUGUGGCCUUGGGGCAGAUUGAAGCAUACACCAAUUUGACUGAAGUCGUUGUCGAAUGCGGCAAGUACUUCACCGAUUUAGGAUACGAUGUUCUGGUAUGGUCAUUAUUGAGUUCAUUGGGAGGAAAAGACAGGAAUCGAAACGAUGCAGAAUUUGCGCUUCUUCCAAGUAGAUGGCUUCUAGCAUUGUCAAGAUUCGCUGGCAAGGUCUUUAAGCGAUAUUCUAUUAUGAAUUUGAUCCCUCUAAUUCAGUACGUUAAUGAUCAACUACAUCGAGGCAACUCUACCGACUUGGUCAUUCUUAAGGAGCUCAUCGCUCAAAUGUCUGGAAUUGUACCCGAUACCGAUUUCACCGACGCUCAGCUGGCUGCCAUGACCGGAGGCGAGCUCCUAAGGCGCCAGACGUUAAUCAACCUUCAAGACAAACGUUACGAAUCAAUAAAGACAGCAAAGCGACUGAUGAGAGCUUUGACUGAUACCAAGUUAGGUGGUCAACUUUUGCUAUCCAUCGCACAGCACAGACAAUCGGCGAUCUAUACUGUUUCGGAUGAGGAAGCUCCUAUCAAAUUAUUAGCUACGAUGGUUGAUGAUACUCAGAUGAUUCUAUUUCAGUUUCUCGAUCUUCUUCGUAGCAACCUCUCAAUUGAAGAAUUCGAUGAUCUCGUUCCAGGAAUUUCUGAACUCAUGAAAGAUUUCGGCUUAGACCCAACACUUGCUUUCAUGAUCGGACGUCCAAGUAUUUCGCAUCGUAUUUCCAAGUUACUAUCAAGACCCUCAUCAUCAUCGUCGGCGGAGGCUACAGCUGUAGUGAUUGAUGCAGAAGGUGAUGUUGGUAUGAAUAGCGAUAGACAAAAUUCGGCGGCCAAGGAGUCGAUUGCAGUGGACGGCACAUCCGCCCCGAAGGAAGAUGUUCAGAUGUCAGAUGUCGACGGAGGAGAUUCACCCCCGGUAGCAGCACCACUUGAGACGACGGAUCCACUUCAUGAUCUCCUGCUACCAUACAUUAAUACCGUUGAACAAGUCCUACCAGAAGGGUCUUGGGCGUUUCUUACUUCGGAAUUUUAUGUUGUGUUUUGGAGUUCUACUCUAAGCGAUCUGGCUAUUCCCAGCCACAGCUAUGAAGCUGAAAUUUCUCACCUUCUCAAGGAACAAGGAGAUGUAAUGAAGGAUCGCUCAGACAUGAGUAGAGCUGGAAUGGCAAGAAAGGAAGAGACUAAGAAAGCAUUAGCCACAACGAGAGAAAAUUUACUAGCAGAAUUUGGCAAGCAAGUAGGUGCCUUUUCUGGAAAGAAAAGUCGUCUUCUAAGACGCAAGAAUUUAUGGUUCAGUAAUGUCAAGGGCGACCUCGUUAGUGACUCAUUUCUUGAGCGAUGCCUACUUCCACGAUUACUACUUUCUCCUAGCGAUGCAGAUUUCUCCUUCCGGAUGAUCAAGUUCUUACAUGACAAUGGCACACCUAACUUCCGGACUCUUUCACUUUACGGCAGACUUUUUCGGACAAAUCGUUUACGUUCAAUGAUAUUUACAUGUACGGUUCGCGAGGCAGAGAAUCUAGGUCGUUUCCUGAGAUUGGUCUUGACAGAUUUGGCCCGCUGGCACGCCGAUCAAGCAGUAUAUGAAAAAGAAGCUUGGGGGCCAAGCAAAAAUCUCCCAGGCUUUGCGAAGGCUAUUGAUGCAGACGGAUCUGUAAAGGGGUUAUUGCAGCAUGAUGGUAAUCCUGGCUUCAAAAAUAUCUUGUAUUCGUGGCACCAAAAGUUGAAUGGGGCACUUCGUGAUUGUCUUGAAGGAACAGAAUGGAUGCACAUUCGCAACGCUACGACCAUUCUUAAGUCCGUUGUCGAUGUAUUCCCAGCGAUUAACUUCAUGGGCAACAACUUCGUUAAGCAGCUCGAGACAAUUGCUGCUCGAGAAAAGGGGGUGCGUGAGGAUCUUUCUCUCGCUGGUAACGCCAUAUUGGUACAAUUGAAGAAAAAGUCCAAGUCAUGGGUGAUGGUUCAAGCAUUUGGUCAUAGCCUAGAGGCCCCUGUGCAAGCUAACAACAGUCCCUCUUCGCAUGCUUCUAGUCAAGGUACUGCUACAAAAACAACCCUGAAGGCCACAGCUCCGGAAUUCAAACCACAAUCUCGAGCUAACUCUAUGGGAGUCUCUACACCCAAAAAUCCCACAACUGAAGUCGAAGACGGCGAAGUUGACGAUGCAAAACUGGCUUCCGCAGCCGAGAAAGGUAACAUUUUGAAGGAUGCACCCCUUGAUAGUACUGGUACCAAAGAUAGGACUUCUUCGGCACCUAAUGAAGGGAAGAAAUCCGAGAUUUUAUUAAGACGCGAGAGAAUCUUGCGCGAAAAUGCAGCCAGGGCAUCAACGCCAAAUUCCACGCCAGCAAGCAUUCCACCACGACCUGAUUUGCAAAGAAAUAUGCCAGCAAAUCAUAGUCUACCUAAUAGACCCGAUGCUCCAAUACCUGGUCGCCAAAUGAUGGAUCGCCAUCCUGCUAGGAAUGAGGAUAGGCGAGAUAUACGAGAUCCUAGAGUUACAGAGUUGGUUCGCGAUAGAACUAGGGAUCGUGGACGUGAAUUUUCCCCGGCUGACAGAAGGGCUAUGGACACUCAGCCAAGAGAUUUCAGAAAUAAUGAUCGCGUACCAAACAAUGAACGUGACCGUCCUCGAACAGAUUCGAAUCCGAGAUGGAAUGCUGAAUCAGGUAGAGAUGGCACAGAUCGGGCUCCGUCCAAUGGAUACCGUACCCCUGAUAGUGGUGGUCGUUUAUCUCGUGAAACAGCCAUGCCUUCACCCAAGGCAUCUAUCACAUCGGAUCGCGGGCUAGGUCCUGCAAUCAAUCCUGAACGAUUGGCACUGGUUAACUCGGAGAGACAGGAAUUGAUUAAUCCUGAACGAGCCGCUCUGAUAUCUGGUGGAAAUGAGCCAUCUCGCUCCGAUUCACCUCGUCGUCCUAGAGAUGAUGCUAGAGAACGCUCAUCAAGACACAACACACCACCUCCAAGACGCCAUGAUUCCGAGAAAGACCAUCAACAUCCAAGACGUGAUGAUAGGUCGAAUCGGAGCGCACCCAUUGAUUCCCAAAAUGCCCCAAGAGGUCGUGCUGAUGAAGUUGCACCACCACCAGCCGGCCCAAGAGGAGAAAGGCCGGGAGUACCUCCACCAGAAAGAUCAAGAGAUACCUCCUCGUUUCAACAAUCACAACCUCCACCGCGUCCCAUGGAUCCCGACCAUGGCAGACUUAAUAGGACACAAGUGGAUCCCAACUUUGGUCGCUUGAAUCAGCAACCGGACAUUCCAUCUGGGCCUCGUGACAGGAACCGCGGCAAUAACCGAAUGGCGAAUGCCCCGCAAGGACGACGUGAUGGCAGGUCGGCGAAUGCUCCUGUAGUAGACAUCCCCCGACCACCCAGUCCAGACAAGCAACCUCCGACAGGUCCUUCUGGUGGUCGGCAUCCGCGACGGUUAGACCGAGGGCAGAUUGAACCAACGGUAUCUUCACACACUGUGCUAUCAACUGCGCCGGUUGUACCAACCCCAACAUCUGGAGUGCAUCCGGAUCGAUUGAAACAUUUGGGUCCACAAGCUUCUCAGCCACCUGUACAAGCACCAGCAGUGGCUAGUGUAACCCCCAGUGGGAUGCACCCAGAUAGAAUAAGGAGUUUUGGCGGACAAGCAGCAGCAGCAAAUAUCCCACCGUCUCACCAAGAUAACGCACGUUCAAGACCUACCGCACCACCUCUCCAAACACAAGUUGCUCCUCUUGGCCCCAAGUCUCAGGCUCAAAAUAGCCCUGUUUCUCGAAUGAGUGGAGCACCAACUGGACCUGCAUCAUCGAACGAGCGUGCUCCACGUGGUGGUAGACAGCCAAAUUUGAUUAACAAUAUCAAUCGAAUGCUUGAAGAAACCAAGCAUCCACAGGGGCAGGAACGCCGUGGAAGACGUCAAGGAGGUCAACCACAAACUCCAAUUUCUGGUCCUCCUACACCAAUUCUACCACCACCGCCACCACCGCCGCCCGGUCCACCCCCUGUGCAAGCCAGAGAUUCUGGAAGAGACCUCAUAAAUCCUGCUCGUGCUGAUUUGAUUGGUAACACGGCUCCGAGCAAUGAUGACCGCGGUCGCAGUGAUCGAGAACGUGGUUCGAGAAAUGAUCGAUCUAUCCGAAGUCGCCGCAGUUCACCCAGCGAUCGCAAUAGAGACCAAAAACGUGUUGGUCCUCCAGAAGAUGAACGCCCAUCCAGGGGUGAACAUAGGAGCCGCGGAGGUGAUAGAGAGUCGAGAGAUUCUGAUAGACAUUCAAGAGGAGAACCUCCUGCAAGCAGAGACUUACUAGCUGCCGGUGGAAGGGGAGAUAGAGAGCAUCGCGAUAGAGAUGCUAGUCGUCGGGAUACGCAUGGAGGAGAUCGCGAAUCUCAACGUGAUCAGCAUGUUGGUAGUACCGGUAGUGGUGGUAACUGGCCCAAUGGCCCUGAUAAUAGAGGAGGCGAUAGGGGAGGAGAUAGACGGAAUCAACGAUCGGAAAGAUCUGAUAGAGGUGACCGCGAUGGACGGGGUAUGCGAGAUGAUGGCAGUGGCAGUGCCAGGAAGAGACGAAGCGAUGCAGAUGGUUUGAGAGAAGGUGGUCAUGAUAAAAGACCCAGGAGAUAG
This is a messenger RNA of Sclerotinia sclerotiorum 1980 UF-70, 7278 nucleotides long. RefSeq lists its product as hypothetical. NCBI's taxonomy places the organism in Eukaryota, Fungi, Ascomycota, Leotiomycetes, Helotiales, Sclerotiniaceae. The record is from RefSeq and is a predicted model, not a curated record. Gene Ontology annotation, biological process: mRNA processing; mRNA export from nucleus. Gene Ontology annotation, molecular function: mRNA binding. Bases 1 to 7278 code for a protein of 2425 amino acids. The transcript is spliced from 3 exons. Gene Ontology annotation, cellular component: THO complex part of transcription export complex.